GUGCAGACUGAGACACUGCAGUUUUCAGUCCAGGGACCUUGAGAAGCUGUGUCGGGAGCUGGGCAGCUGCAGCCUUCUUGACUUAUCCAACAACCAUUUGGGCAACAAAGGCAUUGAGAAACUGACUCACCUCCUCCCUGGCCUGAGGUCCCUGCAGCUCCUGAUCUUGAAUGAGAAUAGAGCAUCCUUGGAAGCUGUGUUCUGCUUGGCCUCAACUUUCUCUGACCUGGAGUGGAUCCACGAAGUAGACAUCAGCUUGGGAAGACAACAGUCCAUCUAUGUGAAUGCAUUGGGAGAGCCAGGGAACAAAGUACCUCUGGACAAUGGGCAAAGCAGAAGACUCAAGAGGAAUCCCUAGAGUGGGAUGCACACUUUCCCAAGAGCUUUUGUCUCAGAGAGUGUCAAAUGGACCCCCCAAACUUAAGAAAGCUGCUCCAGAUUCUGGAGACGUGCCAAGGACUGCUGGAGAUCAAAUUCUCCCAUGUUACCAUGAGUGAUCAGAGCACCGAGAUGCUACUGGACUACUUACCCCAGCUUCACAAUCUGAACUUGUUACAACUCAGCCAGACCACUUUGUCUCUAAAUAGCAUCUUCUUGCUGACCAGUGCUGUUAGCCUAUGUGAACAGAUUCAAAAGGUGGAAGUCAGGUCCCAGAAUUAUGCCUGUCUGUACUUUACUCCUGGCAAGAGGAAAGGAGUGUCCUGUGGACUCACAGAUUGUUGCAUCCGCCAAGUGGGUAUGGAGCAACUGUGCCAUACACUACGGCAGUGCAAAGAUCUGAGUCACCUUGAUCUGUCAGGAAACUUGCUGGAUGAUGAAGGGCUCAAAUAUCUUCUGAAGCAUUUACCUCAGAUGAAUCUCUCUGGCUCACUCAACCUAAGCCACAAUGGCAUCUCUCAGGAGGGUGCUCUGCAUUGCUCCACCAUUGCUCUCUCCACCUGCACACAGGCCCGUGAAGUCUCACUCAGCCUGAAUCCAGAGCAGAAGUUUCUGAUACAGUUCACAGAGCACCAAGAGCCCAGAAAGAUCCUGAGACUGAGCAGAUUCAACUUCCAGCAAGAGCACAUCAUCAGGCUGGCCACCCUGGUGGGACAAGUGCCGAAGCUGACUGAUCUCAUAUUGGCCAAUAACACAGUAUCACUACAAGGGUUGCAACUUCUCUUGAAUUUAGUGAGGAUGCCAUCAGGGAUGCUGAGGAUCAGUGUUGAAGAGCCAUGGGUGACCAUGGCCAGUGUUACUACCCUGUUGGAUGCAAGUGUCCAGGCUUCAGGCAACAUCACCAAGAUAAGCAUCUCCAGACAACAGUCUCUCCUCCAUAUUGAAGAGGCAUUUUCCCAGCAGACAGAGAAUCCUGCAGUUGCAACUUUCAGACUGGCUCAGUGUGACCUAGGAGUCAGCCAAACCCUUGCCAUCAGGCAGGUGGUUGAAAAGUACAUCAGACUACAGGAGCUUAGCUGGUCCCAGGUUCACUUGUGUGAUACCAGCACCCAGCUACUCAAGACUCUGCUUCUGUCUCUCCUUGAAUUGAAGAAACUCAGGCUGACAGCCAUCGUGGUGAGCUCUGAGGGCGUGUGCCAGGUAGCAUCUGGGCUGAGUCACUGCAAUACUGUGGAAGAGCUAGAUCUAUCCAAGAAUGAGUUCAGUGUGGAAAGCACCAGGGUGCUCAUGGGAGCUCUGGAAGGGAAGUGCCAGCUUAGGAGUCUGAACCUCAGCUCCCUGCAGCUGGAUGACCUGGCAUUGAGUACACUAGCCCAGAGACUUCGGGGAAUGUCCCUCCUGCACACACUUGACCUGAGCAACAGUGGCCUCAGCAGCAUCGGUUGCUGCUACCUGUCAGAUUGCCUCAGGGAUGCUACCAACUUAGAAGAUCUGAACUUGAGCCACAACAAGAUCGAAGAUGCUGGGGUGCAGCAUUUAUCAGCCAUCCUGCCCACGUUGCUGCAGCUCAGAAAGAUUGACCUCUCGUGGAAUGGCAUCAGCCCAGCAGGAGGCAGGAAGCUAGCUGAGGCACUGGCGUUCUGUGUCCAGGUGGAGGAGUUACACUUAGGGGCCAAUACAAUGGGGGACCUGAUGGCCAUAAGGCUUGCCCAGAACUUGCCGCAUCAUCUGAAAGUCUUGUACCUUUGUUCCAACCAGAUUGGCACCAAGGGAACGCUGAGCCUGGGACAGGCCCUUGCCAGAUGCCAGUGGAUAGAAGAGGUCAGCUUGGCAGAGAACAUCUUUGCUGAAGAGAUUCUGCCUCUCUCAAAGGGACUCCUGAAGCUCAGAAAGAUUAACCUCACGUCCUGCAAGAUUAACGACCGGAUGACCAAACCUCUUGCCAGUAGCUUGGUUCUCUGCCAUGACCUUGAGGAGAUCCUGUUGGCCUGGAAUUCCCUUGGGAACGAAGGGGCCACUGAACUAGCCCAUGUUCUGCCUCAGAUGAACCAGUUGAAGAAAUUGGAUUUGGAAGGCAAUCAGAUCGGUUCUCUGGGAGCACAGCUGCUGGCAAAGGGGUUAGCCAAGCGUCCUGAAUUCAAGUCAUAUGCCUGUGGAAGAAUCCAGUCCCCAGAGACACAGCCCGGUUGCUUCAGGGCCAGGAUCCCAGACUGAAUUUCUCCUAACCGACCCCAGUGGAACUCCAGGACUCCUCCCUUAGGCUCACCAGAUCCACUGAAGGUGGAUGUAUGCCCCCUUUGCAGAGUAGGGGGCCAACUAGAUGCAGAUUCAAGGAGAGGAUUCUCCUUGUCCUGGAAUGUCCCUGCUGUGGGGUCAGUGGGGUGCAACCUGCCAGGCAGGUCCCUCCUCUCCUGCAACAUCCCUCAAGGAAGUUAUCUACUUUGGACUGGACAGGGCAGGGUAAGCACAUUGCCUGUCAGUGUGAAAUCGAUUUGCUCAUCUGUAAAAGAAGUGGAACUGGAUGAUCUGUAAAGGUCCCUUCCAACUCCAACAUUUUACAGUCCUGGGAAUCUAAAGCGAUACCAUGGAAAGUGAGCAUUGGCUCUAGAGUCAGAGGGUCUGGGUUCAAAUCUAGCCUCUGAUGCUUACUCUCUCUAUGACUUUAUGCAAGUCACUGAAUUCCCCUGGACCUCAUGUUUCCUUUUCUGUAAAAUAAUGAGGUUGAACCUCGGAUACAUUUAUGCUCCUCUCUAUGUGUGUUUGCAAUGGAAGAAGUGCUACAUAGUGUAAUGGAGUUUAAUCUAUUGUGUAACAUGGAAUAUAAAAUAUGGUAUAAUGCAGGGACAGAGACAUAACCAGCUUCCUGCUGGCAUCAGUCUGAUCUGGGCUGUGUUUUAUUUAUUUGUUUUUUAAUUAAGCAUUUAUAUACUUCAUUCCCAGAAUGACUGAACUGGAGAAACACUCCAUCCUUUGGAGGUCUCAGCCAGCCUCCCCACUAGACCUUUAGGUUGGGCUGGGGGGAAGGUGGGACAGCACUGAUCCAAGCAGCUGGUGCACUGGCCACUGAGUCAGGAGACCUGAGUUCUAGUCCCAGCUGUCUCAUGGACUUAUACGUCUGACUUCGGGCAAGUCAUUUCUUCCGACGUACUGCUCAUGAAGUCCAUCUGUCAUAAGAGGAUUGGCUUAUACCUUCUACCUCUGAAAUUCUGUUAUUCAGUGGUAUAAAGUUUUGAGUCUAGGUUUCUUCCCAGAGUCUUCAAGGCUUCCCUUCCCCCUUCAUUCAACUACUGAGGAAUGGUUGAAUACCUUGUUUGCACAUAAUUUUUGCUUGUUGUCUCCUCAGGAGGCUGUAAGCUUCUCGAGGAUUGGCAUUGUUUUUGCCUUUCUCUGUAUAGGAGUGGGCAGAGCAAUGUGGGGUGUGAGGAUACACUGAAAACCCUCCAGGUAUGUGGAUCUGAAAGGAGGGGUCCUGGGUUCAAAUCCUACCUCUUUCAUUUAUUUUGUAACCUUGGAUAUGAAUCAUACCUUCUCUGAACUUGGACUUCCACAUCUGCAAAAUAAAGAUUAUACUACUUGAACUAACUUGCUAAAAUGACAAAAGCACUGAGGCUGGAGUCAGAGACCAAGAGUUUUUCGACCUCUGUGGGCCUCAGCGUCCUCAUCUAUGGAAGAAAGAGGUUGAACAGGGUGGUCUUAAAGGUCUCCUCCAGCUCUAGAUCUCUGAUUCUAUGCGCCUACCUCAAAAGGUUAUUGUGGCAAAAUGUGUUUAUAAACAUUAAAGUGUAAUGAGAAGUCUAA
Molecule: messenger RNA, 4176 nt
Organism: Phascolarctos cinereus (koala)
Lineage: Eukaryota; Metazoa; Chordata; Mammalia; Diprotodontia; Phascolarctidae
Source: RefSeq, a predicted model, not a curated record